Molecule: messenger RNA, 1129 nt
Organism: Telopea speciosissima
Lineage: Eukaryota; Viridiplantae; Streptophyta; Magnoliopsida; Proteales; Proteaceae
Product: probable pectin methylesterase CGR3
Exons: 7
Coding region: 161-949 (262 amino acids)
Biological process (GO): pectin metabolic process
Molecular function (GO): methyltransferase activity
Source: RefSeq, a predicted model, not a curated record
GAGUUUGGAGAGCUAAGAAUAGUAGUGGGAAUGCAUUGCGGGAACAGAUCCAGAUCCAGCUACUCAGAACUCCCACGUCGUUAACCGGUUUCAUCUUCAAUCCUUCUUCAUCAUCACAUCUUAAAGUCUUGUCGAUUAACCACUACUUCGACCAGCAGCCAUGUCCAGAAGGCCUGUAAAUCCUGCCAGACGUCCUGCAGACAGUGGCAGCAUUCCAUUUGUGAGCUCAUUGCAUCAGAAAUCACGCUCUUCACCAUUGCUAUCAAUUGGGCUUGUCCUUGUGGGCGGCUUCCUUCUUAUCGGCUAUUCUUAUAGUGGCUCAGGUGGAAUUGGCGGAGAUAGAGAAGCUCUUAGCAAGGUUGAAGGUGAUCUUUCAUGUACAUCAGAAGUUCAGGGAGCCUUACCUUUCCUGAAGAAAUCAUAUGGUGAAGCCAUGCGUAAAGUUUUGCACGUAGGCCCCGACACUUGUUCAGUGGUCUCUAAAUUGAUAAAAGAAGAGGAUACUGAAGCCUGGGGUGUGGAACCAUAUGACAUGGAAGAUGCUGAUGCUACCUGCAAAAGUCUCGUGCGCAAGGGCAUUGUGCGUGUGGCUGAUCUCAAGUUUCCUCUACCAUACAUGGCAAAGUCCUUCUCACUUGUUAUUGUGUCAGAUGCUCUGGAUUACUUGUCUCCAAAGUACCUCAACAAGACUCUUCCAGAAUUGGCGAGGGUAUCCAUGGACGGUCUUGUUAUUUUUACCGGUUAUCCAGGUCAGCAGAGAGCCAAAGUUGCCGAGCUAUCCAAAUUUGGAAGGCCAGCUAAGUUGCGGAGCUCUUCUUGGUGGGUACGGUAUUUUCUUCAAACAGGCUUGGAAGCAAAUGAAGCUGCCACCAAGAAGUUUGAGCAGGCUGCAACCAGAAAGUCCUACAAGCCAAGCUGCCAAGUUUUCCAUCUCAAUGCAUACCAUUGAAACUGCAGCAUGAUAUCUUCGUUGUUCAUGGACGUUCAGUACAACUAAGGCAAGAGUGUAUUCAAUUCUCAUCUGAAAUACAUCUUCCUGAUCGGUAAAUUAAUUUCGAUGGAUGUGAUCAGUUUUGAUCCCUUAUUGUUAUGUUGUGUUCAUUAGAUAGUAGAUAUUUAUUGAUUAAAA